AUGACGGGCGGCUGCCCGCCGGCGCGGGUGAUCAAGGGUCACAUGUCCCAGGAGGAGUAUGAUGCCCUUGGCUACCCUUCCAUCCCGGCGGAGUGGACGAGGGAGUGGAUGAUGCAGCAGAUCGAGCUGGAGAAGGUGGACCCCCGGGUGAACCCAAACCUCCUGCUGGAAGAGACCGACCAGGAGUUCUGGGACAAUAUGUCCCGGAAGCCCUACGCCAAAGCCAUCCUGAAGUCCGAGCGGCACUGGACACAGCGCCGGAGGCUUUGGAUCCGGCAGUACGAGCAGGUGGAACUGGCCAACGCUCUGCGCCAGGAAGUGGUCGCAGAGCUGGAGCUUUGCGCGCCGGAGGUGAAACGCCUGGUGGCGCCCAUCAUGAAGUACAAGAUCACAGAGGUGGCCCUGACCACUUUGCUGCGGACCGCGCGGAAGCAGCGCCGGGCCUUUCGGGAGCUGCUCGCCACGCCCGAGGAGGUCCACAAGUUCCACUCCCUGCGCCUGCGCCUGGACGAGGGCGGAUCUCAGGAGGCCCAGCGCCUGCUGGACGAGUACACGGUGCGCGUGGGCGACAGGGCCAAGGAGCUGCGCAGGGACUCGGAGCCCGAGGUCGCGGAGCUGGACACGGAUUCCAUGGCGAAGUUGAUGAGCCAGGCCCAGAAGCUGCGCAAGGACGGCUACAUCGAGUGGCACAAAGGUGCGAUCGAGGAGGCCUUCUUCAGCUGGUGCGAGGCCGAGGCGAAGAUCUACAAGAAGCGGCUGCCCGACGCCGCAGGAAACAAGUUGGUGGAGGACCUCCGCCUGAUCCUGUUGAAGAACAUCUCCCAGGCGGCCAUCAAGCUGAAGCACUGGACCGAUGCGCUGAGGGCCGCAGAUGAGGCGCUGGAGAUCGACGACGAGGACCACAAGUCCUGGUUUCGGCGCGCCUCUGCGCUGGAAGGCCUAGGGCGCGCCGCGGAGGCGGAGGAGGCCUUGGGCCGCGUGGAGAGCUGCGCCGUGGGCCGGGCGGACCGGGGCCGCGUCGCCCGCGACGUGGCGCUCCGCCGCGCCCGCCUCGCGGAAGACGCGCGGCGCCACCGCGCCACGGAGGGCGCGGCCUUCCGCAGGGCCCUGCGGCGGGGCGUCUUCGCGCACGAGGUGGAGGACGAGGAGGCGGAGCUGCGGCAGCUGGAGGAGGAGCUGCGGAUGCUGGACGCGGCCGAGAAGUCGAAAGCGGAUGCGGAGGUGGAGGCACGCUUCGCGGUGGGCGAUCGAGUUGUGGCCACCACUGGCCUGGGCGACGUGACUGUGGGCACUGGUGGCGUGGUGCAGGAGGUGGACGGCGAUGGGGAUGUCAAGGUGCUCUUUGAUGGCGAGGAGGAGGCGCAGCUGAUCUUCAGCGUUGAUUUUGAGAACUUGGCAAAGGAGGGCGCUGCGGCGUCCUUCGCGGAGGACGCCGCGUCUUGCGCUCCGCGGGAAGAUGAGCCCCUCCUCCUCACGCUUGAGGGCGCCAGUGACUUGUUGGAUGCCUUGGCCUCGGCCUAUGAGGAUCCCGGGGUCCAGCAGCAGCUGAGGAAGCUCUGCCGAGACGUGAAAUGGAGUGCGCGGGAGUUCACCCAGCUGUUGCCCAAGGUGGCGUUGGAGGCGCAGCGCGGGGUGCUGCCGCGCUGGGGCUUUGGGGGCUCCGAAGGCGCCCGCCACGCGGAGAAGGCGCUGCAGCAGGCCAAAGACUCGGCGGCUUUGGCGCAGCGACAGUUUCUGGAGCAGCAGUCGGAGAGGGUGACCAGGCUUCUCUUUGGCGAGAUGUACGAGGUCGUUUUCAGACACUCUGACUGA
This is a messenger RNA of Effrenium voratum, 1812 nucleotides long. The record is from the annotation of a GenBank genome assembly. Lineage: Eukaryota; Dinophyceae; Suessiales; Symbiodiniaceae.